Molecule: messenger RNA, 342 nt
Organism: Dicrocoelium dendriticum
Lineage: Eukaryota; Metazoa; Platyhelminthes; Trematoda; Plagiorchiida; Dicrocoeliidae
Source: the annotation of a GenBank genome assembly
AUGCGCUGCACAACCAGUUUCGUGCCUAGUUGUAUUGUACAUGUAGAAUCAGCAGCAGCGCGACUACAGUCGUGUACCCUGGGUUGGUGUUGUUGUUGUAUUGAAAAAAAAAAAGGGGUAUAUAUAUAUAAUAAUGGGGGGGGGGGGGGGGGGGGGGGGGGGGGGGGGGGGGGGGGGGGGGGGGGGGGGGGGGGGGAAAUGGGGGGGGGGGGGGGGGGGGGGGGGGGGGGGGGGGGGGGGGGGGGGGGGAUAUAUUGGGGGGGGGGGGGGUAUGUGUUGGGGGGGGGGGGGGUUUUUGGGGGGGGGGUUGUUGGGGGGGGGGGUUUUUAUGGGGAUUGGUAG